Molecule: messenger RNA, 1631 nt
Organism: Rhododendron vialii
Lineage: Eukaryota; Viridiplantae; Streptophyta; Magnoliopsida; Ericales; Ericaceae
Exons: 2
Coding region: 48-1631 (527 amino acids)
Source: RefSeq, a predicted model, not a curated record
AUAACUUUUCAAGUCUCACUCUCUCUCUCUCUCUCUCCAACCAAAUCAUGACCACCUCACAGAACGACACCUCCAAGUGCCUCUCAGGCAUAUUACGCCGGCUCCUAUGCACCGGAAGUCUCCCAACACACCCAUCUGAAUCCAUUUCUACUGAACCCAACAACAUCACCAAUCCAAAAAAACAUUCAAAACUUGAGGAGGUAAUUAAGCCACAAGCUCCACCCACCCCAGGAAUUGUAGCAAGACUGAUGGGUCUAGACACAUUGCCAGAUUUCAAUCCGGCUCAAAAUCGCAGAACUCUAGAUUCAAUGCUCCGAAGCAGGUCAGUGAAUUCAGUUAAUUGCUUGCCCGAACUCGAUCUAACCCAAUUCAAUCAUCGACGGGUUAGGACUUCCGUAUCAUUUCACGAAGAAAAUGCGACGUUUUCGCAACAAAGAGAGAGUGAUUUCGUUGUUUUUAGGUUUGAGAAAGUGGGUGGAAACAGUAAAUGGGGUUUUAGCGGUGGGAAAUCUGAGAUGGGGUUGGAGGAGCCGAAGCAGGGGAAAGUAGAAACAGACAGAAAGAGGGGAGAAUUAGAGGGGAGAAUUAGAGGAGAGAAAAUUCCACAAGAAGAACGUGGUAGUGAGAGAGAGAAAGGGAAGAAUUAUAGGGCGCGCAGGUUUUCUUCGAAGGUUGAUAAUGUUAAUUCGCCUUAUAAGAGCAUAUACGAGAUGGGUUUGGAGGAAUUGGUGGAGAAAGAAGUAGAAACAGAGAGAAACAGAGGAGAUUCAGGAGAUGGAGAUAUUCAGAAGACGAAAAAGAAGAAGGUGGUUGGUGAGAGAGAGAAAGAGAAGAACCACAGGGUAAAUCAAAGGUUUUCCUCGAAGGUUGAUGGUGUUAAUUUGCCUUACACAAGCAUAUCUGAUAUGAAAUUGAAGCAGAGUGAAGUAGUAGAAAGAGUAAGAAAUUUGAGAAAUUUAGGAGGCAGAAAGUUUGAGAAAAAGAAGGUUAGUGAGAGAAAGGGAGGGCCAAAUGGGGUUUGUGGAAAAUGUCUUUCAAACGUGGACAAGGUUGAUUUGAUUGGGAAGAAAAAGGUUGUUCGUGGCAAAACGCAUGAGACUUUGAAGGGAAAAAUUGCAGUGAAGGCUCUGAAUCACGAGGAAAUACUAGUAGUAGUACCUAAAUAUAGGAACAAGGAAAAGAGUAUAUGUAUACACAAAGCUAAGAAAGUCAAACCCGUAUGUAAUUCGAAGAAUUCAAGUCCAGUUUCAGUUCUUGAUCUUCACAACGUUCUCCGGCACACAGAAACUGCUUCAUCAGUAGACUCGAGGGUAACAACUCCUACAUCAAUGAAAUUAUCUUUGUCUAGUAUUGCUUCAAGUUCUGAUCAAGUUUUUGUCGGUGAAGAUUUUUUCAAAAAGCCAAAGAAGACUAGGGAGGCCCUGGAGUACUGUCAUUCAGAGGUGCUGAGUGAAAUUUUCAGGUUGACUGAAGAAGGCAUGGAGGAGUCAAAAUGGAUAGGUGAGAAAGUCCUUAACUUUGAGGAAGUUGAGGAGAUCUGUAUUGAUUUGGGACACCAAAUUCUUGAUUUACUAUUAGGGCAGGUCAUACAUGAACAAAUUGAUUCGAAAUGUAUGACCUGCCUGCCCUAA